AUGGCCGACCAAUCCAAGCGAAGCAAGGUCUUCUUCGACAUCAAGAUUGGCAACAAGCCUGCCGGUCGCGUCACCUUCGAGCUGUACGACGACAUUGUGCCCAAGACGGCCGAAAACUUCCGGGCCCUCUGCACUGGCGAGAAGGGUCUUGGAAAGACUGGCAAGCCGCUACACUACAAGGGCAGCCUGUUCCACCGAGUCAUCAAGCAGUUCAUGAUCCAGGGUGGUGACUUUACAGCAGGCAAUGGCACUGGCGGUGAGAGCAUUUACGGCGAGAAGUUCGACGACGAGAACUUUGAGAAGAAGCAUGACCGGCCCUUCCUGCUUAGCAUGGCCAAUGCCGGACCUGGCACCAAUGGUUCCCAAUUCUUUGUAACCACCGUUGCGACCCCCCACCUUGACGGAAAGCACGUAGUCUUUGGCGAAGUCCGCAGCGGCAAGUCCAUAAUCCGACAGAUCGAGAACCUGCCGACCUCGGGUGGUGACAAGCCUAGCCGCGAUGCCGUUAUCGAUGAUUGUGGCGAGCUUACAGGCGCCGCCGCCGAGGCUCUGAGCGGCGACGUCAAGGUAGCGGAUGCCCUGGGCGACGCUUACGAGGACUUCCCCGAGGACGCCGAUGAGCAGCUCGACGCGCAAAAGAUACUCAAGAUCGCCGCGGACUGCAAGGGAUUCGGCAAUCAGGCCUUCAAGGGCGGCGACGUUGCCGUGGCCCUCGACAAGUACCAAAAGGGCCUGCGCUACAUCAACGAGGAGCCCGAGCUCAAGGACGAGAGCGAAGAGAUCAAGGCCCAGCUCGAGCAGCUGCGCUUUGUGCUCAACAACAACUCGGCCAUGAUGAACCUCAAGCUCGAGUCGUGGGAGGACGCUGAGCGCGCCGCCUCCAACGCCCUGCUCGUCCAGGGCGUCGCCGAUGCCGACAAGGCCAAAGCCUACUUCCGCCAGGGUCAGGCCCUUGUCAAGCUCAAGGACGAGGACGGCGCCAUCAAAGCCUUUGAGCAGGCCAAGAAGCUAGCACCCAGUGAUGCAGCCAUCACGCGCGAACUCGAGGCCGUCAAGAAGGCCGCCGCCACCCGUCUGGCCAAGGAGAAGUCGCAGUACAAGAAGUUCUUUGCUUAA
Pestalotiopsis fici W106-1 is the source of this 1116-nucleotide messenger RNA. RefSeq names its product peptidyl-prolyl cis-trans isomerase. The record is from RefSeq and is a predicted model, not a curated record. Lineage: Eukaryota; Fungi; Ascomycota; Sordariomycetes; Amphisphaeriales; Sporocadaceae. Gene Ontology annotation, cellular component: intracellular membrane-bounded organelle. The transcript has 2 exons. Gene Ontology annotation, biological process: protein folding; protein peptidyl-prolyl isomerization. Gene Ontology annotation, molecular function: protein binding; peptidyl-prolyl cis-trans isomerase activity. The coding region runs from base 1 to 1116 and encodes 371 amino acids.